Parnassius apollo (apollo) is the source of this 2571-nucleotide messenger RNA. NCBI's taxonomy places the organism in Eukaryota, Metazoa, Arthropoda, Insecta, Lepidoptera, Papilionidae. The record is from the annotation of a GenBank genome assembly.
UUGUCCUUACCAAGUCAAAGUUCAUUAUCUACGGAGAAUGGUCGAGAGUAUGUUUUAGAUGAUAUAUAUGAUAUCUCUGAAACACCAGAAUUGAAAACUGAUUUUGCUACAGAUAGUAGUCGUUCAGAAUUGGUGGUAACAACAGAAGAAAAGACCUUACGAACGUAUGAGAAAGAACCAGAAUCACCGACUAGUGACGAGUUUGAAAUGGUUGAUAAACCGAGCGAAAUGGAUGAUUUUGUAGUAAUAGAAGAAGUUGCUAAGGAAGCUCAAGAGACAGACCCUGAAGGAAAGAGUGUAAAAAUAAUGGCCCAAAAAUAUGUAAAAAAGCAUGACGAUGAAGUUGAAGAAUACUUGUCAAAAACAACAAAGAAGCAAGACAGUAGUAGUACUUCAGGUUCCUUGUCCGACGAGGAAUUGCUUCAGUAUGAAAUAGAACAAAAAAAAUUACAAGCUCAAGAAUUAGCUGAAAUUGAAGCUGGUAAACGCUGGAUACAAAUGCAGUUCGAAGGAGAUCCUAGGUAUGAUUAUGAAAGAAUUCCGCUAGAAGAUAUCAAAGAAGAAGAAAUGACUGACUUUGAUGCAAGUAGAAUUGGAAGUUUGAGCUCACAAAAGGAAUCAAUUGGAAGUUAUGGCAGUUUUAGGAAUUCUUAUGGGAGCUUAUCAGAAUCCGAAAUGGCAUCUCGCAUACGAUUUAGAGUACGUGGUGAAAAUGAUGAUAUAUCUAUAAGUUCAUUGCAAGAAUUUGAAAAUCUAGAAAGGGCUUUAAUGGAGCAGUACCAGCAAUAUUCUUCAUCGUCUCAAGAUUCAUUAAAUGGAUCUUUACCGAGACGAUAUAUCCUCAGCAGAAGUCAAGGCGAUGAUGUUUCCGUUUCUAGUCUUAAAGAGUUUGAAGGAUUAGAGUCUGCCUGUUUAGAAGCAUUAAAAGCGGAGAUACUGGCAAAACAAAAAGAAGCACUAUUACAGGCUGAUCCUAAAGUAGCAACGGGUAGUUUCUUAGAACAAGAAAGGCGUUCUUAUAGCAGUAGUUCUGAAAGUAGUCCACCACUUAAAAGUGGCAGUCCGGGACAAAAAUCUGGAAGUCCAUCUCAAAAAGGAGGAAGUCCAUUACAAAAAAUAGGUAGUUAUGGUAGUCCGUCACAACGUUUGUUAGCUGAUUCAGCAGCGAUAAGGAAACUUAUAGACCAACAAAUUGCAUUGGAACAAAGAAUUCAAGAGCAAGUCACGCCUAAAAUUGUUACAGUAAAAAAAUUUGAUGAGCGUGGAGCAUUUUUUGUGGCAGAGCCAGAACUGGAAAAUUCAGAAAACAAAAAAACUGAUUCAGAUGAAGAAUGUAAAAAGUCUGAAGCUUUCGUAUGUGCCGCAGCUCCAAGUGAGGGGUCAGUAGAGUCUAUACCGGGAGAUUGUGAAGAGAUGAUGAAAAUUUUGGAUCAAGAAGAAAAGGCCAAACGCCAACAACAACAGCUUCAAGCAAUUUCUAAAACAUUUUCAGGAAGUGGUGGUGUAAUUGAAGUAGUUAGAACUACUACAGUCAUACAGCAAAAAUUCGUUGAUGGGAAAAAAAUUUCAGAAAAGAUAACGAGUACGGAAAAUGAUGGCGCUAUUGACAUUCCUUCAAGAUUAACACAGUAUGAAGAUAGCUGCAUAUCUUUAGGAUCAGAAAUGUCUUCAUCACUGGCUUCCCAGCCGUCGGAAAUGGACAGCUUGAUGACAGUUAUGGAGAAGCAUUCUGAUGGUGAAAUUGUGACAGUUACAAAACAGACUUUUAUAACAUCUUCCGAAAAGCCGGAAGAUUUGGAUUUCUCUCGUGAAUCGAGCGUUAUACGUGAGCUAUCGCCCUCCUCUGGGAGAUCGGUAGCUCACAGCAUCACGUCUUUCUCCGGAAAACAUUUUACAGAUCCCGCUAGCGGUUCGUGGAGCUGUCAAGAUGAGGAGCUCAGUUCUUCUGGAAGUUUUAGCAGAGGGGCUCGUGCAGAUCUCAUACUGGGCAGUACCGAUAGCCUUGAAGCGACAAGUUCGAAUGCAACAAGGGCCACGUUUAAUUAUGAAGUGGACACGCCGAUGACUGGAAGUCUAACAUCUGGAGCGGUACGCACUCCAGGGUCCAACACAAUGGUCUCGUCUUUGGACACUCUGGACCCAAUAACCACAGUACAGAUGGAAAGCUUAGAGUAUCAAUCCAGUGAGCAACAUUCGCACGAUUACGAUGUACAAGAACCUGAUACUGAAACUGAAAAACUGGCUACUGUUGCUGAUGGUCGUGCCCCAAAAGUGAAGGAGCGUACAAUAAUGUUCGACAGCACUGAUACUCUCAGUGCUGUUAGUGGUGAUAGUUCAAUGAGAGAGGCUACUGUUGAAGGUGCGGCGCCGACCUUCUAUAUUGGAGAUACGCCUAUAGUCAGAGGAGAGAAAAGGGAGGAUGAUGGUCCACUGCCAACUCUAUCGGAAAGCUGUCCGGCAUCUCUACCACCAACUACACAUCCCUCUCCACCAAUCCCUGUUCAAAGAAGGUCUCUGACGAUGAUUGCUAAGCCUUCUCAAUCAAGCCUCGAAGAAGUUGCAAAGAAAUAA